Molecule: messenger RNA, 1850 nt
Organism: Epinephelus fuscoguttatus (brown-marbled grouper)
Lineage: Eukaryota; Metazoa; Chordata; Actinopteri; Perciformes; Serranidae
Gene: nusap1
Product: nucleolar and spindle associated protein 1
Exons: 13
Coding region: 372-1799 (475 amino acids)
Biological process (GO): mitotic chromosome condensation; establishment of mitotic spindle localization; mitotic cytokinesis
Cellular component (GO): mitotic spindle; microtubule; nucleolus
Molecular function (GO): microtubule binding
Source: RefSeq, a predicted model, not a curated record
GUUUAAUGGAAUAAUGAUUUACUCAUCACACUGAGGCUGAACCUUCAGACUUAAUCACCUGUUUUAACAGCUCCUCGGGAAGAUUCAAGUGGAUGUCAUGUCCUGUGUGACUGCACACUCUUCACACUGGUUGACGCUCUGAUGGAACUCAUGUUGUUGACAAUGGGCAGAACACAAAAUAUAUCUGCGCUCUGAUUGGCUGAGAGGCACAUCCGGUCCCACGCAGGAGCCAAUCAAACGCCUCCCGCUGCUGUGUUUUGAAUCGGAGCAGUUUUUAACCGUCGGGCGCUGCCGCAGCUCACCGUGCCUGACUAACUGAACGUGUGUAUGUUGAGGUCUUCUCACAAAACGGAUUAAACUAUUAUAACAACAUGGAUCUGGACUCCAUGAAAUAUGCCGAGUUGAGGAGCAUCGCUAAGACUCUCGGUCUUAAAGCGAACAUGAAGGCCGAUAAACUCCUGAAAGCGAUCAAGCAGCAUUAUGAACAAGGAGAUAACAAGGAGAAGCAGGAGCAGGGACAAGAGAGCGAUGUUAUUGCUGUUCAAGAAGAAGAAACUGCGGCACAAGACAGUGUCCAGGAGAAUGAAGACGCAUCUUGCAAGGAAGAAGUUUCCUGCCCCACUGUGUUUGUGAACACACGUCGAGGCAAAGGAAACGGUACCAAGAGAAAGAUCUCUGAUACUGCAGCAGUGGAUGAGAGUGAUGCCACAGUACCGCCAAGUGCUGCAGAGGGUGGCACUGAAGUGGCUGUGUCUAAGAAGAGAAGGGUGUCCUCUGCCAAGGGUUCUGACAAAAGUGAAGCUGAGCCUCCUAAUGAGGAGCCCCAGGACACUGUCAGUGAGCAGCAGCAGCCUGACAUUAAGGAUGAAGCACCUGUACGUGGUGAUACAGAAAAAGCACCCAAAGCACCCCGAGGGGGUAAAAUCCCUCGUUACCAGGGGCGUCAGCAGAAGAACAAGCCACCGCUGAAGCCUAUCACUCCUAAUUUCAAAAAACUCCACGAAGCACAUUUUAACAAGAUGGAGUCGAUUGACUCCUAUGUCCAGCGAAAGACCAAGCAGAUGGAGAGCUUCAGAAGUUCAGUUAAAGAGCUGAAGAAGCUGUCAGACAAAACUAAACUACAGCAAGUUAAUGGCAAAGCUCAGGUGAAGGCCAAUCAGAGUCGUGCCUCCAUGUUCAGCCCUGUCCCGCUGAAUAAGAAACCAGCUGAGGAGAAACGCAGAAAAACGUUGCUCUCAGCCAGUAAAGCUCCUCCAAACAAACCUGCCGGCAAGGAAGAAGCUCCGUUCAGACCUUCUGUCAUUUCCUCUCGCAGGAUCAAUGUUCGGUUCUCUGAAGCCACACGUGACAAUGAGCACAAGAAGUCGCUGGUGAAGACGCCGGCAUGCAAGUCACUCUGCGUGGCCUCAAGCACCCCACAGAAGGAGACCACAGAUGGAGGAAAGCCCAACGGUGUCAAGACUUCCACUUUCUCUGCCACAAAAACAGGACCAUUCAUUUUCACCGGCAACACGAGUAUGACAACAACCCCCGGAACACAAAAGAAGCCAGCUUUUGAUCUGAAGGCCAGUCUGUCUCGUCCACUGAGCUACAAACCUCACACAGGUAAACUGAAGCCGUUUGCCGAGACCAAAGAAAACACGGCAGGAAACAAGUCGCUGAUCGUAAACUCCCAUCAGAAAAACUACAAACAGCACCAAGUCCAGACGAGGGAAAACAGGAGAGCAAAACAUACCGAAGACCGGAAGCAGAAGAAAGAGAAUAUGCUCGGGGCAAGAAGAGGCCUUGUUAUGAUGUAAAAAUAUCGCGCUUGUUUACAGACCUUUUGUACAGCCUGCUUUUCCAGUGUA